Molecule: messenger RNA, 4873 nt
Organism: Mugil cephalus (flathead mullet)
Lineage: Eukaryota; Metazoa; Chordata; Actinopteri; Mugiliformes; Mugilidae
Gene: emx2
Product: empty spiracles homeobox 2
Exons: 3
Coding region: 412-1155 (247 amino acids)
Biological process (GO): regulation of DNA-templated transcription; central nervous system development; neuron differentiation
Molecular function (GO): DNA-binding transcription factor activity, RNA polymerase II-specific; DNA binding
Source: RefSeq, a predicted model, not a curated record
AAUCCGUUCCGUGUUGCGCGCUCGAGUCCGCCUCUCCGCGCCCCUGCUUCCCAUUGACGCACUUUUUAAGCGUCUUCCCCUUCUCCACCUUAAGGCGAGCAGCAGCUGCAGCGACCAAUCACCAUGCCAUUACAGCCUUCAGAGGAAGCUGUUUAUGAGGCUGCAGCGCUAAUUAGGCUCAUGAACUAACAAAUCUGCCUGCACGAACCCGGCGAGGAAAACGAUCACAUCCAUGGAUUAGUCUGGGAGUAGCCGAGCACUUUUUAUUCUGGCUUUCUCGACGCUCGCCGCCUUUUCCCCAACUUAUUUACUGCGCAGAAACUUUGCCCCUUUCUUGGGUGUGGAGUAUUUUUUAAGCAAGAGCGCCGACGACAACUUUAACUUAAACUGGGGAAUCUGGACUAUCAGACCAUGUUUCAACCUACACCCAAGAGGUGUUUUACUAUAGAGUCUUUAGUGGCGAAGGAUAAUCCUGUACCGGCGUCCCGCUCUGAGGAGCCCAUCAGGCCAGCGGCUCUCAGCUAUGCAAACUCCGGCCAGAUGAACCCAUUUCUGAACGGCUUUCACUCCGGCGGCAGGGGCGUCUACUCUAACCCGGACUUGGUGUUUGCCGAGGCGGUCUCUCAUCAGCCAAACUCCGCCGUCCCGGUGCAUUCGGUGCCCCCGCCGCACGCUCUGGCCGCUCAUCCGCUUUCAUCCUCACACAGUCCGCACCCGCUUUUCGCCAGCCAGCAAAGGGACCCCUCAACUUUCUACCCCUGGUUAUUACACAGAUAUAGGUACUUGGGUCACAGAUUUCAAGGUAAUGAAACGAGUCCAGAGAGCUUUCUUUUGCACAACGCGCUGGCGAGAAAGCCCAAAAGAAUCCGGACAGCUUUUUCGCCUUCGCAACUCCUGCGGCUCGAACACGCGUUUGAGAAAAACCAUUACGUAGUGGGAGCAGAAAGAAAGCAGCUCGCCCACAGCCUUAGCCUCACAGAAACUCAGGUAAAAGUGUGGUUUCAGAACCGAAGGACGAAGUUCAAGCGACAGAAGUUGGAGGAGGAGGGCUCGGAGUCGCAGCAGAAGAAGAAAGGGUCGCAUCACAUAAACCGGUGGAGACUGGCGACUAAACAGUCGAGCCCGGAGGAAAUUGAUGUCACUUCGGACGAUUAAAAAAAAAAAAAAAGAGGAAAAAAAAGUAAUAAGAAGAAAAAAGACAAUAUGAGCGUCUGAAUGAAGGAGGACAUGGAUAAAGGAUGCCGCGUAGAGACAGUGAGAGGGUACAAAGCCAAUGUCACAUUUCAGAUCUCUGGAUGAUCGGCAGCUGAGGGUGAGACAAGCCCCGACUGGCGCUGCUGUCACCGUGUGUCAAUCCAAAUGACCCAGGAAAAUGUGACUGACAGUGUCUCAGUCCUCCUACCUGAACCCUUCCACCAACACCAACACCACCACCACCACCACCACCACCACUACAACCCCCCCAUCCACCGCCACCUAAUUAUAUUUUUCUCCAAUUCAUAUUGGACGUUUGCACUUCAGAAGUAUUUUUUAUUUUUAUUUUUUAUUUUUAAAAAAGACGUUUUCACUCAAGAUACCAAAACACCAAAACUGCUUUUGUAAAACUUGAAUUUGCAUGGUCUAGUUUUCUUUUCUCCCUCCUCCCCCCCUCCUCCUCCUCCUUGGUAGCUGUUUUAAUUUGACAAAUUUUCUCAAAACCAAGAAAAAAAAAACAAAGAAAAAGAAAAAGAAUCGAUUCUGUUUUUAACUCUAUUUUCAAACAGAGAUGUCGUGCUUCUUCCUUUUUACAAAGUGUGCCGUCUUUAAUUAAUGAUUCUCGUGUAAAAGUGAUUGUGAAAACAUAUGAAGUAGCGGUGCUGCGUUAUAGUGUUUUUUUUUUUUUUGUUAAAGAAAAGAGAACAAAAAUUGAAUUUCGAUGAUCAAAAAAUAAUAACAGUAAUUAUCUUUCUAAAAAGUGAACCACGCCACAGAUGAAGGUAUCAGGACAUUCCUUUAACCUAAAGCUUUACCAAUGUGUCGCUGUGGCCCCACGCAGCCUUCUGUCAGGACUUGACCCUCCAGAGAAAGUUGCUACGAAGGACUAAAACGCAAGAAUUGACAGAAAGGAAAAAAAAUAAAAUAAAUAAAUAAAUACUCCAAGCACUGAGCGUAUUCCAUGUACAGAAAUGCUAAAAAGUUAAUGUUUCUGUUAAACCCUCUUUUACAGAAUGUAAAUAAUUUUUGUGUUUGUGUUAAGUUUGCUACAAUUUUAACACAAAGUAUACUUCCAAGAAGUAUGUAAUUGUCAAUAUUUUGUCAAUAAAGUUUUAUCAAUAUGUUGCGCGCAGUAAAAGCAUAGACUUUUGAUUACAUAGAGCAGCGGAACGGAGGCCUCUGACCAAAACGAAGCUUUAAAAAAAAGACGAGGUGACAUUUUUUUUUUUGCGCCAUGGAAGUGGCUGAAUAAUUUGGAGAGGGCAUCGCCAGAGUUUGGACUAAUUUAAAAAACGCAGAGAGAGACGGAGGGAGCGAGAGAGAGAGAGAGAAAUGCUGCAGCGUGUAAUUUGUUGUCCUCAGCUCUGCAUUUGUUUCUGACAUAGGCUGCACUGGCUUUAUUUUUUCUUUUUUUUUUCUGGGGCUGCAGCGUCUGCUCCGCUCCAGCUACAAAGAGUCCCCACAAGCUUUUGUGAAAGUGCAAAUCAGUUUGGGCAAUUAUCAUGCGAGUAAUAUGAGGGGGGAAAGGGGAUGCAUUGCCCAGUGGUCCACUUUAAUCUCUUAAUCCACGGAUCCAAGGGGGCUUGGUUGGACAUAAUUUAGUACAAUCUGACUACCCCUCACGACGCGAUAAGGGAAGGUUGCAAUGUGCCGCAAAAUGGGAUCUUUGUUUAAAAUCUUGUCUUGUGGGCUCCAUCCACGCUGCAAGCUGCUGCUGCUGCUGCUGCUGCUUUGGACUGAACGUUCAGCAUCACAGGACUUCUGCAGGAACUAAAAAAAGAUGUUAUAUACGACGGGAAACUACUUCCUUAUUUACCCACGAACAAAUAAACAGCUAAACAAUGAGCACAGUAGCUCAGUUUUUUUAGGGGGAAAAAAUCUGAAAAAUUAAAACUGGAUUAUUUCUUUUUUUUCAACAAAUCCAACUUAACCUUUUUUUGGUGCGAGAUUUGUUUAAUUGUUUCCUAUAGAAAAAAAAGAAGCUGUUUUGUGGUUUGGGUAGGAGGGCAUGCCAUAUAGGGAAUUCCUAAUCGGCCCAUAGAUUAUAACAGCAAUAAAAAUCUACAGAGAAUACCAUUAGCUUUGAAAAAAAAAACUAAAAGCUUUAUUACAAACCCAGCUUUGAAAUAGGGGGGAUUAGAGGACUGAAAGGGUCCCACAAUAGUUAGAAGAAAAGGUUUCAUGCUAAUGAGGUUAAUGCCCUUUGUAUCUCCGGACUCCACAACUUCAUUACUCCUAUCUCGGGCAACACCGAGCGGCUCAGAGCUUCACAAUCCACUCGAGCUUUUCCCUACCCUGCCUAUAAAGAAGGAUUUGAUAGCAGUCCUGUUCAAACUAGAUAAUUAUAUCUUUUCAAGUUGGAAUUAAGAUAAAGAAAGUGCAGUGGAGGCGGUGAGCCUUGAUCCGCCGCAAACAAAUUUGGCGCACCCCCCUCCCUGUGUGCGCCUGCAUGGACACACAGGAGACAGGACAGGCUUCUCAUUAGAGCCUGGCACCGUUUGAUUAAUUUAAACACAUUUGGUUUUAACCAAAGAAUUAUCCUUCUCUCUGGACAUUUUUUUUAUUUUAUUUUAUUUUUUAUUUUUGUAUUUAGAAAUUCUUCUUUGGAAAUAAUUUAAAUGUGUAUAUUUUUUAAAAAAAAUGCGGAAAUUAAAAUUUUGUUGUAAGACGCCAAAAUAAUUAAAAGCCAAAUUUACCAAAUUAAAAUUCCCACCUCUCUUCCGACUGUCUUUAUAAUUUAAAUACAAAAAAACGCAAAUUGCUGUUUAUUCUGGUGGCACCUAUUCAAAUUUUACAUUUAGGAUUAAUUCUAAAUGUAUUACAAAAAGCCACACGCUCCGUGAAGCAGAUUCUCCGUAAUCCCAAUUUUGCGUAACUAUAUAUUUUCCAAAUGACGCAGCUUGGGCUAAUAUUUACAUUAUUAUUUUUUUUAUCCAUCUUAAAAAUACGACGCAUUCUUCCUUUCAGAUCCUGGUCCUCUUCAGAGGGACGGUCUUGCGCGAUUUGAGACUAAGGUCACAUGAAUAUAAUAAUUGGUUUGGACACCAUUCAGCCAGCGUGUGUGCGUUAUGAUGUGAAGUGGGCCCUCGCAUAUCAGAUCCUCCUUCCAGACAGUCGUGCUGUGCGUUAAGGGCCAGCUGUGGGGACCUCUGGUGACCCGCUUAUCUAAACUUAAGCGGCUGCGCUCGAUCCAGGGGCCAAACUCCGCAGUAAAACAUCACCGCACCCCGAACAAUUCGAUUAUUCUUUAAAUAUUCACGACCGAGCCGGUUUGGACAUUUUGGAACAUUAAGCCCCGCUGCAUUAAACAUUUAGUCAGCAAUGUGAAAUGAUUAUCCGUCAUUGAAAAGAGUAGUCGGCUCCUAUCAUGUGACCCCACUGACCCAAAACCUCUAAUCUGCAAUUAGUAGGUAUAAUUACGUCCGCUGACACCACUAAUGUGGAUGGUGGCAGAGGCAGGGGAUGGUCGGAGGACGGUGCUCCGUCGUAUUAGUGCGCAAAGUCAAUAAUUGAUCGAGUAGAAAUCUCUUAAGUUGGGUAGAAGUGGCUUUUGAAAGGGGUGGAUUUGGGUAGUUUGUCAACAUGUCCGUGCAAGAGGGCGUUCGUGCUUUUACUCCAAAGCACACCUCGUCAGGGUGAAAUACAUGUCUGGCGAGGUGGCACCUGUAGGCCGACCUUG